Rotaria sordida is the source of this 2493-nucleotide messenger RNA. NCBI's taxonomy places the organism in Eukaryota, Metazoa, Rotifera, Eurotatoria, Philodinida, Philodinidae. The record is from the annotation of a GenBank genome assembly.
AUGUUCAACAUUGAUAACAUCGUUCAGUGUGCUACUUCCAUUUCUUCGCUAUCUUCCAAUACAUCAUCAUCAACACCAUUAUAUCAUCCUCAUCCUACUCGUCAGAAUCAAACAUCAUCAGUAUUUCAUAUACCAUCUUUUGCAUCACCACUGUAUAAUACUCCACUACCACCUCAACAACAUCAUCAUCAUUCAUAUCCAUAUCAAUCUUAUUCACAAACAUUAUCACAAGAUGAAUGGUCUUUAAUAGUUUCAUUAAGAAUGAUGAACAAUCUAAGUGUAUUAUCACCAUUUCAACCGCCACCAUCUUCUGCAGCACAUCAACAAUCAGGUGAUGUAACAUCUCAUCAACCUUCUUCUUCUGAUCAAACUGGUCACCAGAUUCAACUAUCGACAUAUUAUGCAACAAAAGCUGCAGCUAUUCAUCCAUACACACCACCAUCACCACUACCAAUAACGACAACAACACCACCACCAACAACACCACCACGAACAACAACACCACCACCAACAACACCACCACGAACAACAACACCACCAACAACAACAACACCACAACAAUUACUAUAUGUUCAACAGACUCAAUGUCCCACUACACAAACACAGCAACUGUUAACAACAGCUGCUUCACAACCAUCAACAAUUUCAGCACAUACAGAACCUGAACAAGUAUCUUCGUCUUCACAAAUAUCAUCGUCACGACAAAUGUCUUCACCUCCACAAAUACAAUCUGGUCACCAGAACCAUUCACCUAUGCUACAACUACAGUCACAUUCUUCUCCUGCUUCACCACCACCAGCUAUUAUUUCACCAGUACAACAACACCAACGAAAAGUUUCAGAUCAAAGUAUAUCAGCUUCUCCUCAACAACAUCAAUCGACUCAUCCACAAACACCAACAAUCUUUCACUACAACCAAACGAUAACAGGACCAGCUGUUCAAUUACUUGAUCCAACAAAACCAUAUGAACUUGGAGAUACUAUUAAAAUUGGUGGACGUACGUUAGAAUCAGAUGCAUUAUCAAUGAAAUAUUGGUGUGAAGAUGAUAUGACUGUCAAUGAGAUAACAACCGGUAGACACAUAAUGAAUAUGGCUGGUUAUUCGUAUUUCGUUAAAAAUUAUGGAAAAAAUUUUACAACGUGGGAAUGCGAAUAUCGCCGCAAACAUAGGUGUUCAUCAAUAGUUAUCCGAUCAUCGGAUCCAACUGUGAAAAAUUAUUUUCGGAUUUAUUCUAUUCAAGGUGAACAUAUUCAUGAACCAGCACCAAACAAUAUUGAAGUUCGAAAAUUUAAACAUCGUAUAAGAGAGCGUUGUAGACAAGAAUUAUCUAGUCCACGAACAAUUUAUGAAGAUGAAUUGAAGAAAGGAAAAUAUUCAUCGGAAAUGUUAGCAGUUUUGCCAACAUUUUAUAAUAUGCAAGCACAGUUAUAUCAUAUUCGUCAAGAACAUUUACCACCAUCACCAACAGAUCCUAACUUCAUCCUACAUCCAGCAUUUACAUCUACAGACCAAGGUGAAAGAUUUUUAUUAUAUGACUCAAAUAAUGUUCAAGCACCAUAUGCACCAGCACCAAGUAAAGUCGGACGUCUUAUAAUCUAUGCUAGUGAUUUACAGUUGAAUAUUUUAUCGAAAUCGAAACGUAUUGGUAGUGAUGGUACAUUUGAAACAGCUGCACAGAUUACUCAUCAAAAUUAUAUAAUAAUGGGUGAAUAUGAAGAAAAACAUUCUGUACCAUUAGUUUUUUGUUUAUGCGAACAUAUGAAUUAUGAAACAUAUGAAUUAAUCAUACAAGUAUUAAAAACAGCUGUUAGUAGUUUAAAAUUAGAUUUUCAACCAACGUAUUGGAUGAGUGAUUACGAAGCUGCAUUAACAAAAGCUAUUAAACAAGAGCUACCAAAUACUAAAUUGCUUGGUUGUGCUUUUCAUUAUAAUCAAGCAAUCUAUCGCAAUAUUCAAACUAAAGGCUUACAAGAGGCUUAUCAAAAUGUUGAAGUAGUACGUCAAAUGCUUCGUCAAAUUAUGGCUUUGGCUUUUAUACCAAGUGAUCAAAUUAAAAUAGUGUACAAUGAUGUUAUUAAACCACAAUUAAGUAAUGUUCCCACAAGACCAACAUCUCUUCGUCAUAAUUUACGUAAUUUUUUAAAGUAUUACGAAUCAUACUGGUUAACAAAGAUUUAUAAAUUCUGUGUAUUUGAUCAACCAACACGGACAAACAACGAACUUGAAGGAUACAAUAAUAAAAUGAAUGUUCAGCUAACAGCUCAUCCACAUCUUUAUCGCCUUAUUAUAUGGUUUGAAAAAGAAGAAUUACUUGUACAACAAUUAGCAAUGAAAGUGAUUUCAGAUAUACCGGUGCAUAAACGAAAACGUGCACCAAUAACAGUUCUUAUUGAUAAUUCAUUACAAUCCUUAUGGAAUAGUUAUAAAGCUGGAACACUCACUCCAAAAGCAUUAUUAUUGGAAUCGUCAAAAUGGAUAGCAAGAAAAGCUUGA